Molecule: messenger RNA, 1248 nt
Organism: Melanotaenia boesemani (Boeseman's rainbowfish)
Lineage: Eukaryota; Metazoa; Chordata; Actinopteri; Atheriniformes; Melanotaeniidae
Product: keratin-associated protein 4-9-like
Cellular component (GO): keratin filament
Source: RefSeq, a predicted model, not a curated record
UAUUUUCCCAUCAUGCUGCGACUCAACCUGCUGCAACUCGUCCUGCUGCGACUCGUCCUGCUGCGACUCCUCCUGCUGCGACUCGAACUGCUGCGACUCGAACUGCCGCGAGACUCGUCCUGCUGCAACUCCUCCUGCUGCGACUCGAACUGCUGCGACUCGUCCUGCUGCGACUCCUCCUGCUGCGACUCGAACUGCUGCGACUCGUCCUGCUGCGACUCCUCCUGCUGCGACUCGAACUGCUGCGACUCGAACUGCCGCGAGACUCAUCCUGCUGCGACUCCUCCUGCUGCGACUCGAACUGCCGCGAGACUCGUCCUGCUGCGACUCCUCCUGCUGCGACUCCUCCUGCUGCGACUCGAACUGCCGCGAGACUCGUCCUGCUGCGACUCCUCCUGCUGCUACUCGUCCUGCUGCGACUCGUCCUGCUGCGACUCCUCCUGCUGCGACUCGAACUGCUGCGACUCGAACUGCCGCGAGACAUCCUGCUGCGACUCCUCCUGCUGCGACUCCUCCUGCUGCGACUCGAACUGCUGCGACUCGUCCUGCUGCGACUCAACCUGCUGCGACUCGAACUGCUGCGACUCGUCCUGCUGCGACUCCUCCUGCUGCGACUCGAACUGCUGCGACUCGUCCUGCUGCGACUCAACCUGCUGCGACUCCUCCUGCUGCGACUCGUCCUGCUGCGACUCCUCCUGCUGCGACUCCUCCUGCUGCGACUCGAACUGCUGCGACUCGUCCUGCUGCGACUCCUCCUGCUGCGACUCGAACUGCUGCGACUCGAACUGCCGCGAGACUCAUCCUGCUGCGACUCCUCCUGCUGCGACUCGAACUGCCACGAGACUCGUCCUGCUGCGACUCCUCCUGCUGCGACUCCUCCUGCUGCGACUCGAACUGCCGCGAGACUCGUCCUGCUGCGACUCCUCCUGCUGCUACUCGUCCUGCUGCGACUCGUCCUGCUACACGUCCUGCUGCGACUCCUCCUGCUGCGACUCCUCCUGCUGCGACUCGAACUGCUGCGACUCGUCCUGCUGCGACUCAACCUGCUGCGACUCGAACUGCUGCGACUCGUCCUGCUGCGACUCCUCCUGCUGCGACUCGAACUGCUGCGACUCGUCCUGCUGCGACUCAACCUGCUGCGACUCCUCCUGCUGCGACUCGUCCUGCUGCGACUCCUCCUGCUGCGACUCGUCCUGCUGCGGCGACUCCUGCUGCGACUCGAACUGCCGGGAGACUCGUCCUGCUGCG